Molecule: messenger RNA, 894 nt
Organism: Moneuplotes crassus
Lineage: Eukaryota; Ciliophora; Spirotrichea; Euplotida; Euplotidae
Source: the annotation of a GenBank genome assembly
AUGUCGCUUGGAAGUUUUUUCAAAGGCACAAGUGUGGACCAGAACUCCAAAUUCGCCGAUAAGGACAAGAAGAUAAUCAACAGCACUAGCUGGCCAGAAAUCUUCAACCAGAAAGUUGACAUCAGUAAGGUAAAUAGAGACAGCAUCAGGCCAUGGAUCGAGACCAGAGUUAACGAACUCAUGGAUGUAGAGGAUGAGUUGAUACCUGAUUUAGUCAUUUCUUAUUUAGAGGAACAGCAAGAGCAAGGCCAGUCUCUGUGUCCCAAGAAAAUCACAGUUCAUAUCACAGGGUUCCUAGGAGAAAACGCAAAGGUUUUCAUGGAGGAGCUUUGGCAAAUCCUCUUAGAAGCUCAAGAUAGCAAAUUUGGUAUACCUAAUACUAUUAUCAACCAGAAACGAGAGGAAACUUCUACAUUGAAAGAGUUGAUUAAGGAGAAAAGGAUUCAACUUGAAAAAGUUAAGCUCAAGGAACUAGAAAUGAGAGAUGAAUCCAAAGGUAACCCUCCUGAUGAUUCUCACUCUUAUUCUCGCAGAGAGAGGGAUUUAGAUAGACACCACCGUCAUUCCAAGAGGAGUCAUAGACACUCUCACCGUCAUAGAAGAAGGUACAGCAGCGAAAGUUCAGAGGAAAGAAGACACUCCAGACGAUCCAAGAGGUCACACAGAUCCUCUCACAAGCAUAAAAGAGAUAGAAGAAGGAGAAGGUCAUAUUCCAAAGAGAGAAGAGAUUCCAGGGACAGAGACGAUAGAAGAGAUGACCGUGAUAGAAGAGACAGAAAAGAAAGAAACAAUAGCAAGGACAGAAAAGACACCAGCAGGGAUAGGAAAGAUAGAAAUCCUAGUAAGGAGAAGAAGGAUGACAAAGAACCCCAGAAGGAGCACACUAAAGAAUAG